Messenger RNA from Drosophila ficusphila, 6082 nucleotides. It is a transcript of the gene osp, whose product is annotated as protein outspread. Gene Ontology annotation, biological process: actin filament organization. Gene Ontology annotation, molecular function: actin filament binding. NCBI's taxonomy places the organism in Eukaryota, Metazoa, Arthropoda, Insecta, Diptera, Drosophilidae. The record is from RefSeq and is a predicted model, not a curated record. Gene Ontology annotation, cellular component: actin cytoskeleton.
UUAAGAAAUCCAAUUUUGUUGUUGAAAAUCCACUCGGGCGAACGGUCGCGGUCGCUUCGUAGAGCGCGAGAAAAUAUUACUUAUCAUAGCGAAUAGUACGAGUAACACGAGAAAAAACAAAACAAAAGGCGGCGAAGAAGAAACAAGAGGGCCCCAAAGAAGAAAAGCCCAAAACUUCUGCUCUGGUUCUCUGCGUCCGCGCGUGUGUGCGGGCCCUGUGUAUGUGGCGGUGUUUUUGUGCGUAAAUGUGUGCGAGUGUGCCAAAGCCAAGAAUCAAAGUGCAAAGCGAAAUUGAAUAAUUUCCUCAUCUCUCUUUCUCUCUCUGUCUCUCUGAAAGUGUAACCAAAAUACCCGAAAAAUCUGAAAAGAAUAUCAAGAGCUGAUAAAAGCUACAAAGUGAGGUAAACAAAGGCUGGCUCUUGCGGCCAAAACAACAACAAGCCAAUGUCUCGGCUUACGUAACACCGCAUCCUUGCGAACCGAAUCAAAAACGAAUCAAGUCGAAUAAGAAAAAUUGUUUCGCUGCCAUGCAAUUUCUGGGAGUUGUUUGAAAGUACCUCCACUUCCGCACUCUCUCUCUCUCUCUCUCUCUUCGAUUCCCCACCUCUCUUGUUGUUUUGAUUGAACGCAGCAGCGAAAUGUCAACCGCCACAAUAACAACAACGGUGGCUGCCGCCCCAUCAAAGUCGGCACCACCCACACCAACAACAACGAAUGCUGGCGCAACAACCAAUGCACGCACCGCCGAUUGUCGCAAAUUCACGCCGAACAUUUUCAACAAGAGCAAGUGCAGCCACUGUUUUCGACAGCGGGAGGAGCACUCGGCCGCCGCCUUGGAAUGCAAUAGGGCAUCGCGAAAGGUCUCAAAAUGCGGAUAUCUAUUUGUGGCGCCGGAUUGGGACUUUAGCAAUCCAUUGUACAGAACAAAGCGCUGGCAGAGGAGAUGGUUUGUGCUCUAUGACGAUGGCGAGCUGACCUAUUCAGUGGAUGAUUAUCCCGAAACAAUACCGCAGGCGUGCGUGGACAUGACCAAAGUGCUGGAAGUGACCGGAGCCGUCGAGGUGACGGGUCACCCCAACUCCAUCGCCAUAACCGCCCCGGAGCGCGUGACCUUUGUGAAGGGCACCAGUUCGGAGGAGUCGCAGUGGUGGCUAAACAUCCUGGCCGCCUUCCCCAAGUCGAAGGGGCGCCACAAGCGAAGUGCCACCUUGCCGGGCGGCCAGGUUGUGGGCAGUCUGCGCCAGUCGAGCAAUGGCGAUCUAACGCUCUCCACGAAGUUGGGCAAUCGACACAGCUCCUAUCACAAGGACACGCUCACGUCCUCCCAGUCGGCCGGCAAUCUGCUGAGCACUUUGGAUCUGAGUCCCAGCUCCACGAAGACGAGCGGAUCGCCGAUGACCACCACGCAGACCAAUCUCGCCGACGACGAGGAGGAUGACGGCGUGGAAACUGGCGAGGAUGUCGACGAGGAGGAGGAGGACGACGAGGCGGUGCCCAGGAAGUCGAAGACUGUCAGCAUCGGCGGCCAGGAUGAGAACAAUCGCAAUGCCGGCAACGAGAUCACAAAUCGGGUUUCGCAACCCACCACCUGCCUGCUGAUCGAGGACAUUCGCCGUGAUGAGAAGACGAUCAAGGACAUCGCGAACACCAUUACCAAUCUGAGUCAGCAGCAGAACAAGCGCUGGUCCACGGCGGUGAACAAUGCCCUGAACAACCAGCACCACUUCAGCCAUCACAGCCAGUACCAAGUGAAUUCCCGCGACGAGACGGACUUCCAGGUGUCCAACUCCAACAGCGGCGCGAACAAAUCCCAAAACGCGGCCAGCGAGCGACCGAAAUCGCUGCCCUUGGCCUCCAACUCCACGCCUGCGAUCGUGUCAGCCAUAGUCAAGAAGAUACCCACGGUUAUGGAGCAGGGUGACAAGACGAAGCCCACUGCCAGGUUGCAGCUGCACCUCAAGUCACCGAAGCAUUACCAACACGAGCGGGGCGAUCCCGACGGGGGAUGCAAUCUGGACGAGCUGUGCGUCAACUACAUGGCCAAAACGGAUGAGCUGCGAUCGGUGGGAAAGGCGAACAGUAAAUCCUCCGCGGGUCAAGGCAAACCGCCGGUUAAAACCACCGCUGAGGAGUCGUUGAAUGCCAAGAAGGGUUGGCUCAUGAAGCAGGACAAUCGGACGGGCGAGUGGUCCAAGCACUGGUUCACUUUGAGUGGAGCGGCGCUCUUCUACUACCGAGAUCCCUUGUGCGAGGAGCGUGGCGUCCUCGACGGCGUCCUCGAUGUGAACAGUUUGACCAGCGUUCUGGCGGAACCGGCGGCCAGCAAACAGCACGCUUUCCAGCUGACCACCUGGGAUAAGCAGCGGUUGCUUUUGGCCAGCUUGUCGCCCAGUUCGCGGAACAGCUGGCUGGCGGUUUUGAGAAGCGCUGCUGGAUUGCCACAACUGGAUGCACCGCCCAAGCAGACGGACAUUGAACAGGACUUCAUUAAGGCUCAACUGCAGCAACCCGCCUCGAGCCCUGCAACUCCGGGAACUCCGGCUGGUCCGCACUUCUCCUCGGAUGAGGAGUACAGAACGGCAUCGGAGGGCGGGAGGAGAGACAGCUUGGACUGGGGUUCCCCGCUCUCCCCUUCACCGCCUGUGUUGAGAAGUUGCCUGCGCAAUCGCAGCCUGGCCAGUUUGCACAAAAGGAGUCGCAGUUCGCCGCCGAGUUCACGGCGCAGUACGGUGGACAGUGUGGCCAGUGACGAGUUGCCGCUGCUGGUGGUGCCCGAGGAGCUGCAGCCCACGGAGAGCAGGGAGCUCAAGCAGCAGUGUGAGACCCUGAGAGCAGAGGCUUCCCUGCGGGAGGCUCGCAUGUCGGAGCUGCUGGCCACCCUCCAAAGAACCGAACAGCAGCUGACCGCUCGCCUGCAGGAGCAGCAACAGCAACUCAACAGCGAACUGACCCAGGCCAAGCAGAGCGCCUCCGAUCUGAUGCACAACCUGGGCCAACAGCUCACCGAGAGCCAGUGCCAAAUCAAGCAGCUGGAGGAUCGCUUGGCGCAGGGAAUCGAGGAGAACGAGGGUCUCUACAAGCGGCUGAGGGAACUGCAGGCCCAGGAUCACGGCGGCGGAGGCGGGGGGCUGAGCAACCUGCAGCGUCACAAAAUCAAGCGAAUGGACUCGCUGAGCGAUCUGACCACCAUCAGCGACAUCGAUCCCUACUGCCUACAACGCGAUUCGCUGGCGGAGGAGUACAACGAGCUGAGGUCGCGCUUCGAGAAGGCCGUCAAUGAAAUUCGAGCCAUGAAGCGGGAACUGAAGCAGUCGCAAAACCAAUACGAUGCCUUGGAACUGGCGCAAGCUGCUCUGCAGCAGAAGUUGGAGCGGCGGCAGCACGAGGACGGAGCUCAGCUGCAACUGAUGGCGGCUCGCAUUCAGGACUUGACCCUCAAGUACAGCAGUUCGGAGCGACAGGUGCGGGCCCUUAAGCAGAAGUUGGCCAAAUCGGAGCGAAGGCGAUCACUUUCGCUCAAAGGAAAGGAGCAACUGGAACUGAAACUGAGCGAGUUGCAGAGGGAAACGGUGGAGAGGAAGGAGGGCACGCCGCCAGAAUCCUCGAGCAGUGAAUCCAGCAGCCAGUCACCGCUGAAUGCCCAUCUCUUGCAGCGGUUGCACAGCUUGGAGCACGUCCUUUUGGGCAGCAAGGAGCGUCUGGAGCAGAGUCUGUCCCAAUUGCAGCAAAUUAGGGCUGGCCAGAGGACUCGUCGUUCUGUUUCCCCGAUGAACGAUCGCAAGGAUGGACUGAGACAACUGGAAAGGGCUCUGGCCGAGACCUGUGUGAUGGUCAGCGAGCAGAUGGAGCUCACCUGCCUGCAGGACGCUUGCCACAAGUGCUGCGAUCUGCGGCAGCGGGUGGAGAAGCUCUCCGCGUUGCAGCAGCAAACCGAAACGGAUCUGCAGCGCAGCGAACAGUUGCUGGAGCAGCGGGAGAGCGAUCUUGCCCAGGCGCUGGAGAAGUGCGCCAGCCAGGAGCAGGAGCAGGAGCUGCUCCUCCAGCAGAGGCAGGAGCUCAGCGAGGAGCUGGGCAGGCAGCAGGAGCGCUGCCGGCGACUGGAGAAGCGACUGGAGCUCCUCGAAAGGGAACAUGGCAAGCAGCUCGAGUGCUUGAGGGAGGUUUACCAAAGCGAACACGCCAACGAGGCCGACGAGCAGAGCUUCAGGAAGCGUUACCAAACCGAAAUCGAACAGCUGAGGACCCUCUGCGAAAAGGGAUUGAGUGCCAUGGAGACCUCGCAUCGACGACUCACCUGCGAGCUGGAGCAGAAGCACAAGAUGGAAAUUGAGCGCCUGCUGGCCGAGAAGGAAACCGCUUUGGCCGAGGAGACUCAGGCCACUCUGGCUGCUCUGGACGCGAUGAGGAAGGCGCACCAGAGCGAAGUUCAGCGAGAGGUGGCUCGAUUCAAGCAGGAGUUUCUGCGCCAGGUCCAAAGGGGCGAACAGAUGCGGGGUGAUGGAGCCAAACUGAAGGAGGAGGAUCUCGGAGAGCUUCGACUGGAAAUUCUGUCCUUUUCCGAGAAGUACUCCAUCAAGUGUGUGGAAAACGCGGCCUUGGAGGAAAAGCUGCAUAUGGCCAACAGCAAGCUGAGGCACUUUCAGCAAAUGCAGCAACUGGAGUUGAGAAAUAAGCAAUUUCGAGCCCACUUGGCCUCCGAUGAUCCGGCAAACGAUGUUCACUUCGUGCAGGGCUUGACCACAGACGCUCAACAAGGUGCUGACUGUGAAGAUAGCGAGCCUGCACCACAAAUAAUGGCUGCAACAGCAACAAGAACCACUGCCACUGCCGCAACCACAACAGCAACAACCACAUCAGCGGCUUCGAGCGACACUGAGUCCAAUCCCGAUUCCGAUUCCAAUUCCGAUUCGGAUAUAGAAAGAGACGAUUCAUCGCGAGCGCCAGAAAGCCAAGAAAAAGCCGAGAAAAUGGAGCAAAGUCUGUUCGUGAUACCCUCCCAUAUGCUAAACUGUUCCCCCGUGUCUGCCGCAAAAAGCGCUUCUGAUCAGAGCCAGGCGAUCCAUCGAGAUCUCGUCGAUGGGCCCGAGGAUGGUUACGAGCCAUGCUACAGGCCCUUCGAUAUAUUCGCCAUCUAUCAGAAUCGUUUGAGCUUCCAAGGUCUGAAGGGCACUUCCACCUUUGGCAAAAGUUUGAGAAAAUCCGCUGCUCAGACAUCACCAGCAUCAUCAGAACUAACAACUAAAUCAACAACAACAACUGCACCAACAACCGAUCCAAAUAAGCCCAGUCACAAGCAAAUGUUUAAAACGGCUGCCGUCAUUAACAUUCAGCAACAGGAACUCCAGGAAGAAAAAGCACAAUGAACAAAUCGAAAAUAAUAAUACCGAAAGAAAAAAAAACGAAAUGCAAGAAAACAACAAACAGAACCAGUGGAACAACCAAAGAAUAAUUAGUGCUAAUAAUAACUAAAUAAUUAUAAUUAUUUAAAAUAUAUUAAUAACCAAGCAACCAAAUGCAAGACAAAAUCGAACGGCACAAGAUCAUGAUGCAUGUACAUAAAACGAAUAACAUUUCUCUAACAGAGCGCAAAACUGGUUGAAGAUCAUAAUGAUGAUGAUGAUGUUGGUGAUGUAGCAGACGAGUUAAAUACAUGAGGAGCUUCAGAUUUGAGUUUGGAGUUAUGGAGUUAAGCUAACAACGACUGUUCACCCCCCUCCAACGAAAAUGUGGAAGGGACGUCGAGCAAUGGAUAACUAACCCCCAACAAAAAAUAAGAACAACAACAACAACAACAACAAGCAGCAGCCACUGCGUCAUCAACAGCUACAAAAACAACAGCAAUUUUGGGCCAAAUUUAUGUAUUUAUCAUCUAUUCUAUCAUUGUAUCUGUAUGUUAUUCUACUGUACGUUUAUCCAAUUCUCUAUGUCCACAAAAUGUGUCAUUUAUUUAUGUUUAUGUAGUUCAUAGGUCAACUUCUCUUUUUUUGUCGUUUGUAUUAAAUAUAUCGAAAUUGUUUUCAGCUUACAUACAUGUAAAUGCAUUAUACAUAAAGAAAAUACAAACAAUAAAUCUUUAAUUUUA